Mangifera indica (mango) is the source of this 816-nucleotide messenger RNA. RefSeq lists its product as uncharacterized. The transcript is spliced from 2 exons. The record is from RefSeq and is a predicted model, not a curated record. Bases 1 to 801 code for a protein of 266 amino acids. NCBI's taxonomy places the organism in Eukaryota, Viridiplantae, Streptophyta, Magnoliopsida, Sapindales, Anacardiaceae.
AUGGUUUGGAGGAAGGAAUACCUGGAUGUAGCCUUAGUCCCAAGUGGAUUACUGAUCAUGGUUUGUUAUCAUCUCUACCUUCUCUACAGAUGCCUGAAAUUUCCUGAGAAGACAGUUAUUGGUUAUGAGAAUCACUGCAGAAAAGCUUGGGUUGAAAAAAUGGUACAGAUUGAGGCUACGGAUAGAGGUUUUGCACUAGGAGUCAUCAAUGGUACAAUUUCAGCAUCAACUUUCCUGGCCUCGACAUCUCUCGCUCUGAGCUCUCUGAUUGGAGCAUGGAACGGCAGCUCUUCAAAUAACAUCUUCACAAAUAUUCUUAUCUAUGGCGACACAAGCUCAUCCAUUGUUACUAUCAAAUAUAUCAGCCUUAAUAUUUGCUUCUUGUUGGCUUUCGUUUGUUUUCUUCAAUGUGUAAGAUGCUUUGUCCAUGCAAAUUUCCUUAUCAGCAUGCCAAACACAGAUAUUCCUGUGACGUAUGCACAGAAGGCAGUGAUAAGAGGAAGCAUUUUCUGGUCAAUUGGAUUGCGAGCAAUCUACUUUGCCACUACUUUGCUAAUGUGGAUUUUUGGUCCAAUACCAAUGUUGGCAGCUUCUGUAAUUAUGGUGAUUGUUCUGCACAUUCUUGACUCAAAUUCUAAUCCAUUGCACCCGUUUGAACCUGCCAAGAAUCCUAACCCAUUCAAGAGGAUUGGUGAGGAAGUUACUACAGUUGCAAGGGUUCUUGAACUCCAUGAGAUGGUGCCAGGUAAUGGAAGCAACACUCCGGAUAUGAUCAGCAAUAAUAAUCACCUUCAAGAAUGACCAAAGAUACAAAGA